This is a messenger RNA of Ornithodoros turicata, 1328 nucleotides long. RefSeq names its product transmembrane protein 138-like. The coding region runs from base 50 to 427 and encodes 125 amino acids. The transcript is spliced from 4 exons. The record is from RefSeq and is a predicted model, not a curated record. Gene Ontology annotation, cellular component: cilium. Lineage: Eukaryota; Metazoa; Arthropoda; Arachnida; Ixodida; Argasidae.
CGUGACCUUUCAGCGGUAAUCCCCGAAGGCAUAUACAGUAUUGACACACAUGGGUGUAUUGCUGGGAACCAUGCAAGACUUCUGCAUUAUACUCAGCAUCAUGGUACAGGGUCUGAUGAUCUGCAACACUUUUGUGUUCCAAGCGGGACUUCUGCAGGUCGUUCUGAGGACGUUCGGGCCGUCGCUCUUGUUCAGCGUCUCUUAUCUGGCCCUUUCAAUUCUCCUGCACCUUUUACAUACGAAGGUGGUAUCCUGGAACGGAUCCAACUGCGUGCAGCACGAUUGGCUCUUUGCUGUUUACGUGCUACAGAGAUUUGCGGCUGUCUGCCACUACUACCUGCACAAGAGAACGGCGCUGUUUCUAGCACAGCCCAAAUAUUACGGACAGAGCGAAUGGCUACAGAGACAUGUCUUCGUGUUCACAUGAUUUGCACUUACGUGAAAAGACGCUGAGAAAAUCACUGAUGUUGACCACCGAGGCAGGUUGAGAGAGUCCACGACACGGGUGCCAAACUUCUACCUCAGUCGAGAACAUGUAGAUUGCAUUGUGUUGUAGUGCACUGUAAUCACACCCUUGUGUUUUCGGGUUUUAAGUGUUUUGAAAAUGGGAAGUAGAAAUCUGUUUUUAUCACGGUAAAAUAGCGUAAAAGCCGGGCGAUAUUGCAUGCAAAAGUGGGUUUUUGGGUCGAAAAUUUAAAAAAAAAUUAUUUCUCACAUUUCGGAUGAACACGAGAUGCUGAGUGCAAAGUAUCCCAAGCAGCACAUCAUCUUGGUUCAAUAUUGGCUGGAUAUGGGCAAUAUCGGUCCAAUAGUGGCCCAGUGUUCGACCAGUAUUGCAGAUAUUCAUGCAAUAUUUGGCAAAUAUAUUGUCAGACAAGGGUUUUACCCGAGAACACAAGGCUCUAACUGUAAUACAUUAGAAAAUACAAUUGUACUUUCCAAUGUCUUCGCCAUAAGAAACUAACAUGUAUUGUUAGGUUGUUAAUUAGUUAUUCUGUAAUAUGUUUUACAUAUUAAGUACCACAUUUACUCGAAUAUAGGUCACUCAGUUCGUUCAGCCAGCUAUAAACUUUGUUCACGACAGGUCUGUCCGGACAAUAUUUUGUAAAGACAAAAUGCCAACCGAUAUUCGAGUAAGGGGAUUAUUUUACUUUCUAUUUAGAGGGCUAUCUUUUUUUUAGAAUCUACCAAAUAGUGUGUUGUUUAAUAAAGAAGCUUACUAAUUGGUCAAACUAAAUGUUACCCAUGUUGUAAUGAAGUAGUAACUGGAACCAGUAAUAAGCAGUACGCCAUUAUAAUGGAUACCCAAUAAGCUUUGAAAUGUCUCG